AUGAGAGCUUUAGCGCAAAUCUACCACCUUCAUAUUUCCAACGCUUUUGCUACAAAGCGAGAUUUAUUUUAUGAACAAAAAGCUCUUUACGGUAUUCAACGAAAUCUCGAUAAAAGCAUAACCAGUAUUUGCGAACUGAUCGGCGUGAAUCGCUUUAAAAAUAAUGUGUUAUCUUCUGGUCGCGGUUUAGUUGUUGGCUCAUUAAAAAUCGAAUAUGCAGAUCGCGUUGUCGAUUGUUCUAUCACUCCAUUUAUUUUAACGCAUUUUUCACGAAACAUUCGGUUUCAUUCCUCUGCCGGUUUUAUUCUUAUUGUCGAAAAAGAUGCGACUUUCCAAAAACUUAUUCAAGAAGGAUUUUUUUCUACUUUUUCUAAUGCGAUUUUAGUUACGGGUAAGGGAUAUCCUGAUGUCCUAACUCGAUUAUUUCUCAGACGUUUGGUUGAAGAUUUGCAUUUGCCUAUGUACGGCCUUAUGGAUAAUGAUCCACAUGGUUGGUUUGUCUCAGUUUUUCUUGGAAUAUAA
Molecule: messenger RNA, 522 nt
Organism: Dracunculus medinensis (Guinea worm)
Lineage: Eukaryota; Metazoa; Nematoda; Chromadorea; Rhabditida; Dracunculidae
Source: the annotation of a GenBank genome assembly